GCAUGGAGAUUGUGGAACGAAGAGAGAGAAUUGGAAUUCGUGGAUCCUUUGUUGAUGGAAAGAAGCCCAACGGCAGGAAUUGUAAGGUGCAUACAUAUUGGGCUUUUAUGUGUGCAGGAAGAUCCAGCAGACAGGCCCACAAUGUCGUUUGUGGUUUCAGCGUUGGGAAGUGACCCAAUAGCUCUUCCUCAACCGAAACAACCUGCAUUUUCCCUGCGUAAAAUGGUUCCAGUUGACAAGUCUUCAUCAAAAGAUCCUUCUGCGAAUCAAAUGACUGUUUCUGGUAUCUCACCCCGUAAAAAGGAGAAGGCCAAUACUGGAUUGGGCAAGAAAUGGGAAAGGUCUGAGUGGCUACAUUUGGCUUUCGUGGAAAGUGCCCACAAACCUCUUAGCUAUUGGACGUUGUCGUUGAAAAUGCACACAAAACUUUUAGCUUUUGGGCAUUCUCGUGCAAAAUGCACCUAUGAACACAUAGAUAUUGGAGGGGUCAAUAACACAAGUAACUACACUAUCAACAGUCCAUUCGAGAAUAACCUCAAGCUUCUUCUUCAGCUUUUGCCUUCUAACACUUCAUUAACAGGCUUCAACUACACCUCUGUUGGAGAAAGCCCUGCCAAGGUCUAUGGCCAAGCACUUUGCAGAGGAGAUGUCAACUCAAGUGCUUGUCAGGCUUGUGUGGAGAAGGCAAUCCAAGAAAUCUUUAAUGUUUGCAGAAGUUUUAGAGAGGCAAUCAUAUGGUCUGAACUUUGUCAAGUUCACGACUCAUUUCAGAAUAUGACUUCCUUGUUUGUUUAUACAGGAAAGUAUCCAGACGGGGAUUCUCGGGAGAAAUUUGUAUCAAAUCCUGUUCAAUUCUACGAUGAAGUAACGGACUUAAUGACUAAACUGUCAAAUGAGGCUGUAUUUAAUCCUUCCAACCUCAUGUUUGCAACUGGGGAAAUCAAGCUUUCAAGGAGCGAAACCAUAUACGGUCAUGUACAGUGCACACGGGGUAUCGGAGCAGAUGACUGUCAGAAAUGUUUGGAGUCUGCUAUAAUUGAUCUGAAAGGAUGCUAUUCUUCACGGAAAGGAGGAAUAGUUCUUAGUAGGACUUGUAAUGUGAGAUUUGAGUUGUACCAAUUUUACGAAGCGUCAAGUUACUUCUUGACAUACCCAAGUUCCAGAGGGAGAAAAUGGAAGAUGUGGAAGGUUGCAAGUGUUGUCUUUAUAAGUGUAAUGGGGCUUGCAACUGUCGUUGGAUCUUCCAUUGAAGAUCCAGCAGACAGGCCCACAAUGUCAUUUGUGGUUUCGGCAUUGGGAAGUGACCCAAGAGCUCUUCCUCGACCAAAAAAACCUGCAUUUUCCCUGCGUAAAAUGGUUCCAAUGGACAGGUCUUCCUCAAUAGAUCCUUCUGUGAAUGAAAUGACUGUUUCUGGUAUCUCACCACGGUGA
Molecule: messenger RNA, 1431 nt
Organism: Dovyalis caffra
Lineage: Eukaryota; Viridiplantae; Streptophyta; Magnoliopsida; Malpighiales; Salicaceae
Source: the annotation of a GenBank genome assembly